CGCGCGGCUUGGGCAACGCGCGGUUUUUGUUCUCGCGAGGCGGGCGGUGAGGCGGCGCGCGCGGGAGCGGUGCGAUGCCCGCCCGCGGCUCGGGCACUGGUAGCGGUGAGGGGCGGCCGUGAGGGACCGCGAGGGACCGUGAGGGACCGUGCGCUCGGUGCAGAACCGCUGGGAGCCGCCAUGGGGGAGCAGGCAGAGGCGGCGGUGAUCACGCCGGCCAUGCUGGAGGAAGAGGAGCAGCUGGAGGCGGCGGGGCUGGAGCAGGAGCGGCAAAUGCUGGAGAAGGCUCGCACUUCUUGGGACAGGGAAUCAAGUGAAAUGCGCUAUAAGAGGCUUCAACAUUUGCUUGAAAAAAGCAACAUCUAUUCCAAAUUCUUGCUAACCAAAAUGGAACAGCAGCAGCUAGAGGAACAGAGGAGGAAAGAGAAGUUAGAAAGAAAGAGAGAGAUGAUGUUAAAAUCUGCUAAGGGUCAAAACCCAGUUGAUGGCAAAGAAGAUAAGUCAGGUGCAAAAAGGAAGAGAGGAAGAGAAGAUGGGACAUACAACAUAUCAGAAAUUAUGUCCAAAGAGGAAAUAUUAUCAGUGGCAAAAAAAAGUAAAGUGGAAGAUCAGGAUGAAAGCUCUGCUGACAACCUGCAUCCAGAAGACCUGCAGAAAAAUGGAGACUCAAAUAGUGUCAUUAAGGACAGAUUGUGUCAAGCUGUACGACACAGUGCCAAGCAAUUUCUUGAUCCCGUGCGAAAAUUUAACGGACAGCCAGUGCCUUUUCAGCAGCCAAAGAUUUUUACUGGUGGUGUAAUGAGGUGGUACCAAGUGGAAGGCAUGGAGUGGCUACGGAUGCUUUGGGAAAAUGGUAUUAAUGGCAUAUUAGCUGAUGAAAUGGGGCUGGGGAAGACAAUCCAGUGUAUUGCAACAAUAGCACUGAUGGUGGAGCGAGGGGUCCCUGGUCCGUUCUUAGUAUGUGGUCCUUUGUCUACUCUUCCAAAUUGGAUGUCUGAAUUCAAGAGAUUUACUCCAGAGAUCCCACUAAUGCUCUAUCAUGGAGCUCAGCAGGAGCGUCGUAAACUGGUUCGUAAAAUUCACACAAGACAAGGAUCGCCGCAGAUCUAUCCUGUGGUCAUUACAUCCUUUGAAAUAGCAAUGCGAGACAGGAAUGCCCUGCAGAGCUGCUACUGGAAAUACCUGAUAGUAGAUGAAGGUCACAGGAUUAAAAAUAUGAACUGCCGCCUUAUCAGAGAAUUGAAACGAUUUAAUGCAGACAAUAAACUCCUGUUGACUGGCACUCCCCUGCAAAACAACUUGGCAGAGCUUUGGUCAUUGCUUAACUUCCUGUUGCCAGAUGUGUUUGAUGAUUUGAAAAGCUUUGAAUCCUGGUUUGAUAUUACCAGCAUUACAGAAACUGCAGAAGAUAUUAUUGCUAAAGAAAGGGAGCAAAACAUCUUACAUAUGCUGCAUCAGAUUCUGACACCUUUCCUACUGAGGAGACUGAAAUCGGAUGUGGCUCUGGAGGUUCCUCCUAAACGAGAAGUUGUGGUGUAUGCACCACUGGCAAAGAAGCAGGAAACUUUCUAUACUGCCAUUGUCAAUCGCACCAUUAGGAAACUGCUUGGAAAUAAUGAGGAAGAAGUAGUUGAGUUGAGCUCUACAGGCCGACCAAAACGCCGUAGUCGGAAAGUGGUUGAUUAUUGUGAAGAACAUAAUGGUUCACCUGAUGACUUGGAAAAAUUAAUCAGCAAAAUGCAAGAAGAAGUAGAAAAAGAGAGGCCAGUAGUAGAAGUCAGCAUGCCCAUGGAUUCCGAGGUGAACCUUAAACUACAGAAUAUUAUGAUGUUAUUGAGGAAGUGUUGUAAUCACCCUUAUCUUAUUGAGUAUCCUUUGGAUCCUGCGACACAACAAUUCAAGAUUGAUGAAGAUCUUGUAAAGAAUUCAGGCAAGUUUCUACUCUUGGACCGAAUGCUUCCAGAACUUAAAAAGAGAGGACAUAAGGUCUUGUUGUUCUCACAAAUGACUAUGAUGCUUGACAUUUUGAUGGAUUACUGUUACCUGAGAAACUUCAAAUUCAGUAGAUUGGAUGGCUCUAUGUCCUACUCGGAGAGAGAAGAAAAUAUGAACCAGUUUAAUACUGACCCUGAAGUCUUCAUGUUCUUAGUGAGCACAAGAGCUGGAGGCCUGGGCAUUAACUUAACUACAGCAGACACAGUUAUCAUCUAUGACAGUGACUGGAACCCCCAGUCAGACUUGCAGGCCCAAGACAGGUGUCACAGAAUUGGUCAGACAAAGCCAGUAGUUGUUUAUCGUCUCGUGACGGCAAAUACUAUUGACCAGAAGAUUGUGGAGAGAGCUGCUGCCAAGAGGAAGCUGGAGAAGCUGAUCAUCCAUAAAAAUCAGUUUAAAGGUGGCAAAUCUGGCCUAGCACAGUCAAAAAGCUGCCUGGACCCUCAGGAAUUACUAGAAUUACUGAAAUCCAGAGACUACGAGAGGGAGGUUAAAGGAUCUAAAGAAAAAGUAAUCAGUGAUAAAGAUCUAGAAUUACUUUUGGAUAGAAGUGAUCUUAUUGAUCAAAUGAAGACCUCUGAAAAAAUGAAAAAGGAAAAAAUGGGUGUCUUCAAAGUCCUAGAAGAGUCGUCAGAGCCCAAUGCAGAGUGUGUGUUUUAAUGUGCAAAUGUGCCUCUAAGCAGUCUUUCAGAUCUUCCAGAGAUGUCACUGGUCCUUGACGCUGACUUUCCUUAAGGCCUUGUUCAAAUCCCUUGUGUUCUUCCAGUGAAUUUUAACAUGUUCUAGAUAAUGCAGAUGAUAGUUGUAGCUUUAGCAGGCUUUCAUAAAAAGUAAAAAAAUGAGCAUGUUUCACAUUUGCAGCUAGUUCUUAUGCUCAGUGGUAUAAACUGGCAAAUUUGUUUAAAAAAAUCUUCCUGUGGAAGUCCUAAACCCCUGGUUUUGGUUGUUUUUUUUUGUUUUUGUUUUUUAAUGUGUCAAUUUUAGUUUUAUUUGGAAGGGAGAGAAUGCACGCCUUCGUUAAAGCCAUUUGUGUAGCUUCUGUUUUUAACUUCUGCAAAUUAUUUUGGUUAAAUAAAUAUCUGGUUUGUUCUAAAAGUCUGUGGAUUUUGGCUUCUUUAACAAGUGAAGCUGAUCUUGUGUCCAUUAAUUCACACUUUUCUACUCAUUUAGCACAUUAGCUAGUGUUAUACAUUUAAAGAAAAACAAACUAGCCCUGCAAAACAGCAGAAAAACACCCACACACAACCACACACACAAAAAAAAACAGAAACCAAAAAGCAAUGAGCCUAAAAUAGCCUAAAUCUUUCUGACAUUGCUUCUGUAUUGACUGCUGGUGAGCCUGUGCAGCUGAGUUGCCCAUCUGAAGCAGGUGCAGGGAGCCACAAAUCUGUUAAAGAGUCUGGAGCAGAAGUCUUGAGUGACUGAGGGGCUGAGGGUGUUCAGCCUGGAGAAGGGAGACCGUGUCACUCUACAGCUACAUGAAAGGAGGUGUUGGUCCCUUCCCAGGUAACAAGCAAUAGGACAAGAGGAAAUAGCCUCAGGUUGCACUAGGAAAGGUUGAGAGUGUAUAGGAGGAAGUUUCUUCACCAGAAAAGUCAAGCACUGGAACUGCUUGCCCAGGGAAGCAAUGAAGUUGCCAUCCCUGAAAGUAUUUAGAAGAUGUGGAUGUGGCACCUGGGGACAUGAUUUAGUGGUGGAUUC
Oenanthe melanoleuca is the source of this 3696-nucleotide messenger RNA. It is a transcript of the gene HELLS, whose product is annotated as helicase, lymphoid specific. The transcript has 21 exons. Gene Ontology annotation, biological process: lymphocyte proliferation; pericentric heterochromatin formation; negative regulation of gene expression via chromosomal CpG island methylation. Bases 181 to 2655 code for a protein of 824 amino acids. Gene Ontology annotation, cellular component: pericentric heterochromatin; nucleus. NCBI's taxonomy places the organism in Eukaryota, Metazoa, Chordata, Aves, Passeriformes, Muscicapidae. The record is from RefSeq and is a predicted model, not a curated record. Gene Ontology annotation, molecular function: ATP-dependent chromatin remodeler activity; chromatin binding; ATP binding.